This is a messenger RNA of Suillus subaureus, 450 nucleotides long. RefSeq lists its product as uncharacterized. Lineage: Eukaryota; Fungi; Basidiomycota; Agaricomycetes; Boletales; Suillaceae. The record is from RefSeq and is a predicted model, not a curated record. The transcript has 2 exons. Bases 1 to 450 code for a protein of 149 amino acids.
AUGGCACCACCAACUAUAUAUUCAGCUGAGCAGAUUGAGUUCAUGGAAACAUACCAUGAUCAAUUUUUAGAGUGCAAAGUAAACAAAAAUUACCAGUCUUUCUGGAGUCUGUUUUUUGAGGCAUGGGAAACCAAGUUCCCAGAGCGUGCUGUUGUCUUCAAAGACAUACCACUUGAUGUCAACUUAACUGAUGAACAGUCUGCUGAAGUAGCAACUGUGUGGACAUUGCGUCAACAGAUGGCGUCUAUGUGCACUCUGAAUCAUCAGCCUCCAAACAGAAAACAAACACCUCUACUGGACACUCUCAAUACUAACCCUCCCAGAUGCCUGGUGGAUGCAGGAGCGUCAGCAUGGGUGCAAGCACCUCACCUUCCUCCAGAACAACCUCUCCAACCUACAGACUCAAUACCCGCAAAACAACCAGAACCCCAACCACGCAAGACACAAUAG